GCAGCAGUGGAAAAACGGAGGUGAAAGUUCGUAUUCGAACGACCGACGUGCUGUUGAAAUCACAAGACGUGAGAAAGAAACAUGGAUGAAAAUGAGGAUUUUACCUUUUCUCUACAAGGCAGCAAGGCCACUUAUGUCCUCAGCAAUGUCGCCGAGGUGGUUGAACGUAUACUGACUUUCUUACCAACCAAAUCGCUACUCCGGAUUGCAAGUGUGUGCAGGCUGUGGAGGAACUGUGCUCGCAGAGUGCUGCGGACUCAGCAGCAUCUGACCUGGGUGUCUGCAUGUGGACCGUCCAACUCUGAUGUACAUGCGCUGUGCAGCAUCCUGACUGAGGAGGUGGAGAAAGUAUUUCUCCUGCCUAAAAUGGUUCUGGUGAUGGUAGACUGUGAGGCUUUCACGGGACAAGCUUAUUGCUACAGACAGAGUAAAGCAAAAAAGAGUCGCCACAGUCCAGACACAGUUGAAGAACUGAAACUGCUCUUCCCCAGAGGUUGUGACAUCAUGGGUGUUGCUACACCAGGGAUAGUCCUGACGCCCAGUGGCUCUUAUUCCAGCCCACCUCAGGAGUACCAGGAAGGAGAGGCAGGCUUUGCAAUCAUGUUCCCAAGCAUGGAGGGUGUCCACAUUAAGCCCUUUCACUUUUGUAAGAAGUCCAUGUCUCCAAGUGCACUGAAAGAAGCAGGGCUAGUUGACAACCCAGAGCUGCGUGUGGUACUGUUGUUUGUCUAUGAAGCAUAUAAACCAGGAGGGGCACGUUUCCUCAAUCAGAUGCUGGAGCUCCUCGGCAAAAGCAAAGCUCUUGUUGCUGGAGGACUGGUAGAAAGUGUCCUCUCUCCUCCCAGACACUGCUGUAGCCAGGGUUCAUACGGUGUGGUGGGUCUGGCCCUGAGUGGUCCAAAGGUGCAGGGAGCGUCUGUGCUCUUAGAUCAAGACGUCAGCAAUCCGAAGGCAGCUGAAGCCACUGUGCGGCGGUUAAAGGCUGCUAAGCUUCCAGAGAGAAACACCCUUGGGUUCAUGUUUGCCUGCGUGGGGAGAGGCCAGAACUUCUACAACAACCAGACCAAUGUAGAGGCCGACGCUUUCCGCAAGGUGUUCCCUAACACUCCGCUCUUCGGCCUGUUUGGCAACGGAGAGAUCGGGUGCGACCGGAUCAUCAAAGAUGACUACACGCUGUGCGACGCCGACACCGACAGCCUACAGCACGAGUACACCACGGUCAUGACCCUGGUCCAUCUAGGUUAACGGAUCAACCUGCAAAAACAUUGGACAAACAGUAAGAGUGAUGACCAGUCACGCUCCUGUUUGCAACAGCAGUCGGGAACAAACAUACAUUCACAUACUCAUUAGUCACAUUGUGGUUCAGAGAAUCUCUCCAUUUCCUGCUGAUACAGCAGCAAAUGAAUCCUUAAGCUAUUCAUGCGUUGGCGUCUUUUGGGGAAUUACAGUAUGUUCCUCGGAGACUGUGUAUGAAUACAGCCUCAUUUUAAAAGUAGUUUCACAAAUUGACCCUAAAAAGACAAACUGAUCAUCGUUAACAUUCAGCUGCAAUAUACUGUAGCACCCUUGUAAUAUAUAUAUACUGUAUAUAUAUAUAUAUAAGUGAAUAUAUUCUUCUUCAGAUUGUGCACAGUGAUGGCAUAUCUUUCUCACCCUCUGAUAUGAACCUGAUAGUUUGUUUCUGCUUUGCAAGUGAGUAAAUUAUACACACUUGAGUAUCCUAAGCUCUUGUUAUAGUUGAUGAUUCAACAAAAGCACUUAUUAUAUGUGAGUAGGCCUGUGGUUCUUCUUUCACAGAAUCAAGGUGAUCUUGAUUUGAAUGUUCUUCCUCCUCCUCAAGGUUUUACACUUGAGGUUUUUACACUUGUCUUAUCAACUGGAAUAUCAAACUGUAUUUGCCUACAAAUACAAACAAAAGUAAGAUACCUACUGACUGUGGUUCAGUUUGGCACUGUCUUAUGGUGCUUCUAGUACAUGUCAGGUCAUAUUUAUGACUUACUGUCAUGUACCUGUGAGACUUACUGGUCACCUCUAACCCAUUUUGAAUCAUGUUGGUGCUUAAUGUACAACCAGUUCCUCACAUUUACAUCAGAAAAGUCUGGCAUUUCCACAGAAUUUAUUUGUUGGAAGUUGCAACCAUAAACAUCAGUAGCUACGGCAAGAAAUUAUCAACAUGAGCGGCAGCAGUAGCAGCAGCAAAAAGCUUUCCUCGAUUAUGCCUUGGUAAAUUUUAGUAAGAAAGGUAAAGGUAAAAAUUGUAAGGGCCUUAAUGUUCGGUUGACACCUUAGUCUUUCCAAACUGCACAUUUAGAGAAACCUGACCGAAUGAGUCUGUCAACUGUAAGUAACACUGGAUGGACCCAGUUACUGAUCUUCUACUCUGACUAACAGAGACGAGUGUUAGUCGUUGGAAUUGAAUUGUUAAAUGUUAUGGACUUCUAUUAUUUGCUUUUCUUCACUUAAGUCGUAAAUAAUACAGGUAAUUUUUGAAAUAUAGAAACAAUACAAGUUUCACAUUUGAAAAAGCUUCUACCCCUUAUACAGUGGAGUACUAUCACUGUUUACAUGCUGCUCAUUUCACUAACAUUUUUUCCCCACUCAGACGUAAGUUGAGGUGAUAAGGUACAGUUUCUAGUUUAUGUUAUGUAUGUCUUUGUCAGGUAGUUGUCGUUUAAGUUGGAAAACAACUUAAGUUUAGAGUUUCUGUCCAAGCUGCAACAGUGAUUAUUGUAAAAUCAACGUUUUCAGCAAAUAUUUCCUACCUUUUACUUUGUGUUAUUGGAAGUCGACAGGCAAGCGUAGCUUCUUUGCGUCAUAAAUGUAUACAUCUGCAACAAUACAGGAUAUUGAAAUUCUUUUUUAGUUAGUUUGGACUAACUUAAAAUAAAUUAAACAGUUUAUUUUCCAUGUGCCAAAUCAUAUCUGUUUUGCUCACUUUACUUAAAUAAAAUAAAGGCGUUAAGUACA
Solea senegalensis (Senegalese sole) is the source of this 2967-nucleotide messenger RNA. It is a transcript of the gene fbxo22, whose product is annotated as F-box protein 22. The transcript is spliced from 7 exons. Gene Ontology annotation, biological process: protein polyubiquitination; positive regulation of proteasomal ubiquitin-dependent protein catabolic process; regulation of skeletal muscle fiber development. The record is from RefSeq and is a predicted model, not a curated record. The coding region runs from base 82 to 1245 and encodes 387 amino acids. Gene Ontology annotation, molecular function: protein binding. Lineage: Eukaryota; Metazoa; Chordata; Actinopteri; Pleuronectiformes; Soleidae.